This is a messenger RNA of Camelus dromedarius (Arabian camel), 3374 nucleotides long. RefSeq names its product EP300-interacting inhibitor of differentiation 2. The transcript has a single exon. Lineage: Eukaryota; Metazoa; Chordata; Mammalia; Artiodactyla; Camelidae. Gene Ontology annotation, molecular function: transcription corepressor activity. The coding region runs from base 172 to 831 and encodes 219 amino acids. The record is from RefSeq and is a predicted model, not a curated record. Gene Ontology annotation, biological process: negative regulation of DNA-templated transcription. Gene Ontology annotation, cellular component: nucleoplasm.
UGUGCUCUUAGGGGGCGGCCGCGGACGCUAGGCUCUUGCACGUGGGUUUGCACACAGCGUUUACCCGUGUGCAUAACGCUCACGCACGCGCACUUACGUGCUCACCCUUAGUCGUGCGGUCUCGUUAUUCCUAUUUUUCUGGGAGCGGCGGAGCUGACCCAGCGGUGGGAGAUGUCCAAGCUGCCCGCAGACAGCAGUGUCCCGUCGACGGACGCGGCGAAUGACAACGGUGACAUCCCGCAGGCGGAGGUAGGCAGAGGGAGGCGGGAGCCAGCCCUGGCGCCGCCUGUGGAGGCCAGGGAAGAUCCGAUGGCGGCGCCGAGGGAAGGUCCGAUGGCGGCGGCCAGGGAAGUUCCGAUGGCGGUGCCGAGGGAAGGUCCGAUGGCGGCGCCCAGGGAAGGUCCGGUGGCCGCGGCCAGGGACGCCCGGAUGGCAGAGGUCGCCCGAUUAUUGGCGGACCCAGCGGAAGAAGAGGGGCCUGAGGGCAGACCCCGGUCCAGGCCGGGGAACGGCCCAGGCCUGGCUGCAUUGCCGUAUCUCCGUCUCCGUCACCCGCUUCGAGUUUUAGGAAUUAAUUACCAGCAGUUCCUCCGCCACUAUCUGGAAAACUACCCGAUUGCUCCGGGCAGAAUACAGGAGCUUGAAGAACGCCGCAGGAGAUUUGUGGAAGCCUGCAGAGCCAGGGAAGCGGCGUUUGAUGCCGAAUAUCAGCGGAAUCCUCGAAGGAUGGAUUUUGAUGUUUUAACAUUGACUAUAGCUCUGACUGCAUCUGAAGUUAUCAAUCCUCUGAUAGAAGAACUUGGUUGUGAUAAGUUUAUAAGUAGAGAAUAGUUUAGUGACGAAGCUACUUAAAGAAGAACGUCUGCAUUCAAGACAGUCAUACCAAUCCUGCAACUUGACUUUUAAAAGUCAAAGUAUAUGACAAUAUAGUUUAAAAAAGAAGAAGAAGAAAGCUUCUCAUGAAAAAGCAUCAGAAAAGAAAUAGAAGAAAAGGUCAAAAGGACUCCUCUAAAAUCCUUUGAGUUUGUGAUUGAUAAAGAUUCUUUUCCCUGCAUUGUAGAAACGUCUUUCAAAAUUGCUUCACUAAAGUGAAGAAUAGUUUUAUAAAAUUGAGGUUUGAUAAAGAAAAAUUGCCAGUAACGGAACUAAUGAUGAUGAAAGAAAUUCUCAAAUAGCAAUGAUAGAAAUAUGAGUUCCAGCUGAGUUACUAGGACUGGAAGGCCAUGGGGAGAAUGUGAAAUUGUCAGAAUAUGUGCUUUCUUCCUGUCAGAUUCAACAGAAGUUUUUAGUGUAAGAUUGGUUUUGUGUUUUCUGAGGCAUUUCAAAGGGCAAGCAAAAUAAAUACUGUAUAUAUUACAUGAUUAUGUGUUCAAAAAUAUCUGAAAUUUCCGAGUUUUAUCUUUCAUUCAGUUUUUAAUACUUUUUUUGGUAAAUAAUCUAUUUAUAAGCUCCCAAAAUAUAAAAUGUACAAUGAAAAGUCUUCCAUCCCUGUCCCCCUCGCUCCACUACCUACCUCAGUCCCCAUCUGUAACCCCAAUACCUUGUCUAUCCUUCCAGUGUCCCUGUAUACACAAGCAAAUACAAAUCUGCUUGUGUAUACAGGGGCUUUUCAUUUUUUUCACAAAAGUUGGCAAGUUAUAUUUAGUGAUUUAUGCAUUGCAUUUUCAGUAAGAACUUAUCUUAAAGAUCAUUCCAAACCACGACAUUUCCUCAUUCUUUUGUAGAGCUGCAUUUUAUUUCAUUCUGUGGUUAUGGUGUAAUUUACUUAACCAGGAAUAUAUUGAUGGUUAUUUAGGUUUUCUUCCCAUCAUUUUAUAUUGGCCAAAAAAUUUGCUAUCUUAAUCUAGUAUGCAUAUCAUAGGGCAUGUGCACAAAUACAGUAUUGCUGUGAUUCUAAGUAUACUUUUCAUAUAUCAACGUCUCUGAAAUUGAGGUAUAUCUUACAUUUGAUGGCAUAAUAACAGCAUUUUCAUAAAAACAAUGCUGUACUUUAUAACCAGCAGCUUCUUAGAUUCUUCGUUGUGUAUAAUAUCUGUAGCAUGAAUUUCCAAAAGUGAGAAUUCUGAGCCAAAUGCACUCAUUUGAAAGUUUAUAGAUAAUGCUUAUUAGCCUUCCAUACAUGUUGCACCAUUUUACACCCCCACCCCCAGCAACUGAUGAACACAGACGCUUCCUUACAGCCUGGCCAACACAAUGUCAUCAGAUGUCUGGUGUUUGCCAAUCUAUAUAGUUGAAAAAUGGUAUAUCAAUUUUAAUUUGCUUUCCUCUCAUUCUGAGUGAAGUUAAUUAUCUUUUCAUUUGAAUCAUAUAUAUUUCUUUUUCCACGGACUAUCUGUUCACAUCCUUUUUCCACUUCUCUCGUGAAUAAUUUUGUCCUUUCUUUAUUAACUCUAGUAACUAUUACUGAAAUAGUGAGAUGAGAUAUGAUAAUAGCUUAUAAUGUGAGUUAUGGAUUUUUUUUCCCAGUUUGUCAUUUGCUUUUGGUUUUCCUGAAAGACUUUUGGCAUGAAGAUUUUUGCUUUUGUUUCUUUUAAACCCUCAAGAUUUUGAAUCUCAGGUUUUCUUGGUGUGUGUGUGUGUGUGUGUGGUUUCAUUGUUCAUAUUCGAAUCUUUAAACCUUUUGGAAUUUAUCCUGAUGUACAGUAUGAGGUAAGGAUCCAAAAUUUCCUUUUUAGAUGGCUACCUGGCUAUCCCAGUACCACUUAGUAACUAGUCCAUAUUUUCCCCAUUAACUUAGCUUAAAGAUGCCUCUUCAUCAUUUACUAAACUGUAUUUUAAAUUCUCUAACUAGUUUUAUGUUUAGUAAUGCUCAAACCUCUGAUUAUACUUCAUUUUCAGAGUGUUUCUGGCUAUUUUUGUUUAUAUUACUAUUACUACAUCAUUCACAAAGGCAGUUUAUCUUAGUUUACCAUGUGUGUCAGUUUCUGGUGUACAGCAUAAUGUUUCAGUCAUACGUAUACAUACGUAUGUUUGUUUUCAUGUUCUUUUUCAUUAUAGGUUACUGCAAGAUAUUGAAUAUAGUUCCCUGUACUAUACAAAAGAAACUUGUUGUUUAGCUAUUUUAUAUAUAGUAGUUAGUAUCUGCAAAUCUUGAACUCCCAACUUAUCCCUUCCCACCUCCUUCCUCCCUGGUAACCAUAAGUUUGUUUUCUGUGUCUGUGAGUCUCUGUUUUGUAAAUAAGUUCAUUUGUGUCUUUUUAGAUUCCACAUAUAAGUGAUAUGGUAUUUUUCAGGGAGGGUAUAGCUCAGUGGUAGAGCACAUGCUUAGCAUGUGUGAGGUCCUGGGUUCAAUCCCCAGUACCUCCAUUUAAAAAAUAAUAAUUAAAAUAAAUAAAUGUAAUUACCUCCCCCCAAAAUAAAAAUAUUAAAACAUA